ACUUCGACGUCGUGUGUGUCCAUCCUCGUGUACGAGUGGAGCUUUGCUUCCUUCUUGCCAGUUGGAUGCGGCUUGGAGUCGGCUUUCGCUUCAGAGCGGAAAACAAAUUUUUCAUGAUUUUCUUUCUUCCCAACACGCGCGGGUGAGUGCGUUUACAGCCAGCGCAUGAACUAGUUGCGGACGUUUCCGAGUUCUUUCACCAGACAAUCUAAAGGUGAACAUUAGCACUGAGAGACUGCAGAAAUCCGCCUCAUGAAUUUCGUCAGCGACUUCGAUUUGAUGAAGUUGGGCGUAAAAAAGGAGACGAUGCAGGCGAUCGAGCGCACCCUCAUCGGGCCGUGCAACCAGCUCCACAGACCCGACUCGGUGUCCUCCACGCCCGUGAGCACACCUGCCAAUUCGAUGCCCUCCUCGCCUAACCUCCCUCCGAACGAGCUGCGAAAUAAUCCCGAGGACCCGUUUUGGAUAGCUGACAACAACGGGGGUUACCCACACCCGCAAAUGUAUCCGCAAGCUUUCGGGCUGAGCCCCGAGGACGCGGUCGAAGCCCUCAUCGGGGUCACAACGCAGCAGGGACACCCGCAGCCGCCUUUCCCGGUCGACUACGAAGGCUACAACCAGCUCGGCGAGACCGCGCAUCACUACUCGGAGCUCUCGGCCCCCCCGCAAAUGCUCCCAAGCAGCCACUGCCAAGACCCCUACCUCAAGACCGACGUGGGCAGCGCCUCCCCAAAGUCCCCGGGCGAGGUCGGCGGAGCGCACCACAGCCACGGCCACCUUCAGGGCCAGCACAGGAGAAGCAACGCCGAGUACCACUUCUCAGACGACCAGCUGGUGUCCAUGUCGGUCCGGGAGCUAAAUCGGCUCCUCCGGGGGCUGAGUAAGGACGAAGUGAUGCGCCUGAAGCAAAAGCGGCGAACCCUGAAAAACCGAGGGUACGCGCAGUCGUGCCGCUACAAACGCGUGCAGCAGAAACACGUCCUCGAGCACGAGAAGACCAGCCUGGUGUCCCAGGUCGAGCAGCUCAAACACGAACUGAACAGGCUGGUCCGGGAGAGGGAUGCGUACAAACUCAAGUGCGAGAAACUGUCCGGUGCAAACUGUUACCACGAAACCGGGUCAACCAGUGACAACCCGUCCUCCCCCGAAUACUUCAUGUGAGCUGUUGAUUCUUCGCGAGAACUCAACUGCAGCUACUUUUCAAUAAGCAGCAGCCAACUUCGCUUUUUAAACAAUCACUUUUUUUCCUGGUUUAAUUGGUGGAAAGCUGAAAUGUAUCUAAUGAUAGCAGGGCGAUUCAACACGUGAUCAAUGAAGACGCCCGAGCUGAACAUGCAUGCAGGACAUGUGUGAGCACAUUAUAGCGACAUAUCUGCAUUUUGUGUGAAAUUACAUCAUUGAAAUCACCCCCUGCAGUUUCCUUUAUUUCAUUUUAAUCUUUUUUUUUCAGAUUUUGUUUGGCUUGGAUUUUUUUUUUUUACCUCUUCUUUUGAGUUCCUGUUGAUUAAAAUACACGUUGAAGACAAUGAUGCUAGUUUUCUCUGCAGCAUUAUUUUUUACUGAGCUGAUUCUGCUGGGCAGAUGUCUUCUUUACUUGCUUGUCUUUUUUCUUUUUUAAAAAGAAAACACAGUUAUGCAAAUUGUUUUUUGGUUUUUCAAAUACAGUACUGUGGAUCAAUAAAACUAUUGUGACUUUUUACACCUCA
This is a messenger RNA of Syngnathoides biaculeatus (alligator pipefish), 1706 nucleotides long. RefSeq names its product v-maf avian musculoaponeurotic fibrosarcoma oncogene homolog Bb (gene mafbb). The record is from RefSeq and is a predicted model, not a curated record. The coding region runs from base 253 to 1161 and encodes 302 amino acids. Gene Ontology annotation, molecular function: DNA-binding transcription factor activity, RNA polymerase II-specific; RNA polymerase II cis-regulatory region sequence-specific DNA binding. Gene Ontology annotation, cellular component: nucleus. NCBI's taxonomy places the organism in Eukaryota, Metazoa, Chordata, Actinopteri, Syngnathiformes, Syngnathidae. Gene Ontology annotation, biological process: regulation of transcription by RNA polymerase II. The transcript has a single exon.